Messenger RNA from Homarus americanus (American lobster), 2723 nucleotides. Its product is annotated as SET domain-containing protein SmydA-8-like. The record is from RefSeq and is a predicted model, not a curated record. The coding region runs from base 187 to 1926 and encodes 579 amino acids. Gene Ontology annotation, molecular function: protein binding. The transcript has 8 exons. Lineage: Eukaryota; Metazoa; Arthropoda; Malacostraca; Decapoda; Nephropidae.
CGUACCCCGGGGCUGCCCAAGGUAUAGUGACGGUGAUUGUGUCCCCCGGGGCUGCCCAAGGUAUAGUGACGGUGAUUGUGUCCCCCGGGGCUGCCCAAGGUAUAGUGACGGUGAUUGUGUCCCCCGGGGCUGCCCAAGGUAUAGUGACGGUGAUUGUGUCCCCCGGGGCUGCCCAAGGAGAGGAAGAUGGCUGACCUGAGCAUAUCCACGACGACAGGCUCACAAAACUGUGUGGAGGGUGUGAGAGUGUUUGAGGAGUACAGCCUACACCUCCUCCCUCACAACCCCGCCUGGCUCACCACUGCCCCGGCCUGGGUCACUAGUCUUUCCCUCCCUCACCACACACUGCUGGCUAACAUUCAGAAGUGGUCACAAGAAUUAUCAUGGAAAACACAUUUAUCGGAGGAAGAUAGGAGGGGCGUGGCUCCCCCCCUGAGGGUUGGGGUGAACCAAAUGUACGGGCGUCACCUGGUGGCAGCACGGGACAUGAGGGCAGGAGAGGUAGUCUUGGUGGAGCCCCCGUUGUUAUUAGCACUGAGGGCUAAGUCACCGCCCUACUGCUCCAGGUGUUACAGACGAGCUGAACACUUUACCUGUCCCGGGUGCGGCUUCUUUUUGUGUGGUGUAGAGUGUAUGACGGAGAGUCACCAGGAGGAGUGCGCCGUCUUCCGACGAUUGGGUCUGGCUGAUCCGCCUCAAGAUGAAAGACAGAAAGAGGAAGAACUUAUGUGUGAGCGAGUAGCUGCCAUGCCUUCUGAGCAGCGGGCCCAGGCACAGGCGCUCCUGCAGCAGGCACGCAAGACUGCCUUACAGCAAAGACGUUUAGAUGUUCUGCGUCAGUACAUGGUGCAGCCCGCCGUGCGGACACUCCUCACCAUGAAUCAGAGUGACUUAAAGAGAAAACUUAUUCUGUCACUGCAAGGAAACUCAGAUACGGGAUCACAGCGUUACAGAAUUAACCAGAAGCGUAUUGUAGAUGUAGUAAUAAACCAGCUGCAAGCUGCCACAGACCCGACACUUGUGCAUCAAGUGUGUUCCGUGUGGGACACUAACGGCUUUGAGGUACCACUGGGUUGGGGCACUCGCGUACACGGCCUCUACCCCCUUGCCUCUCUGCUGACCCACGACUGUCGCGCCAACACGCAGCAGUGGUUUACCGCCGACGGUCACCUGGUGCUGAGGGCCGUCGAUCACAUUCCCGAGGGCUCCGUCCUCACCACCUGCUACACCGACCCUCAGUGGGCCACCCUUCUCCGCCAGGACCAUCUGCGGGUUUCCAAGCAGUUCACCUGUACCUGCACACGUUGCCUAGACCCCACCGAGAUGGGCACCUUCAUGGGGUCUCCACUGUGCCAGGGCUGUGGUGGACCUCUCGUCUCCUCCGCUCCUCUGGACCCAAAAUCUGACUGGAUAUGUCACUCCAGGUGCCCACACACCGCCACGGCCAAGGAGGCGGCGGGGGUCGGGGCGCAGGUGGGUGGGAGUCUCCGCGGCUUGAGUCCCACAGACGCCGCAGCACUCAACGCCAUGGCUAGUCAUCUGAAGUCCACACUCUACCCGACACAUCACGUCCUCCUCCAACUCCACGUCUCCACCCUCGGGACCAUCGUCAACAAAGACCUCUCUGAGAUGCCUGUUGAGGAGAUAAGGACUUUAGCAGCCAUCUCCAGCUUGGUGACGGGCGUGAUAAAGCAGGUGGAGGCCCCACUUACUAGGCUCACAGUGAGGAUGGCCAGGGAGGAGGUGAGACUACAGCUACAGUUGGCACGACGUGGCCAUGGAGAUGAACGCCUCGCCUCCAAGAACAAACUCAAGGGGUUGUCGAGGCAGGUGGCGGACUGUGAACUGGUGUUGGGAUGGGAUGACCGGAUGCCGCCAUUUUCAGCCGUCCUGCGUGACUACCAGGCGCUCAUGGAGGAACAGUGAAGGUGAAACGAUAGUAAUGGAACAGUGAAGGUGAAACGAUAGUAAUGGAACAGUGAAGGUGAAACGAUAGUAAUGGAACAGUGAAGGUGAAACGAUAGUAAUGGAACAGUGAAGGUGAAACGAUAGUCAUGGAACAGUGAAGGUGAAACGAUAGUCAUGGAACAGUGAAGGUGAAACGAUAGUAAUGGAACAGUGAAGGUGAAACGAUAGUAAUGGAACAGUGAAGGUGAAACGAUAGUAAUGGAACAGUGAAGGUGAAACGAUAGUAAUGGAACAGUGAAGGUGAAACGAUAGUAAUGGAACAGUGAAGGUGAAACGAUAGUAAUGGAACAGUGAAGGUGAAACGAUAGUAAUGGAACAGUGAAGGUGAAACGAUAGUAAUGGAACAGUGAAGGUGAAACGAUAGUAAUGGAACAGUGAAGGUGAAACGAUAGUAAUGGAACAGUGAAGGUGAAACGAUAGUAAUGGAACAGUGAAGGUGAAACGAUAGUAAUGGAACAGUGAAGGUGACGAGAUAGUAAUGGAACAGUGAAGGUGAAACGAUAGUAAUGGAACAGUGAUGGUGAAACGAUAGUAAUGGAACAGUGAAGGUGAAACGAUAGUAAUGGAACAGUGAAGGUGAAACGAUAGUAAUGGAACAGUAAUGAAGGAACAGUGAUGAAGGAACAGUGAUGGAGAAACAUGCAAGGUUAAAAGAACAUUUUCUGACACGGAUAGCAAGGUUUUUUUUUUAUGUAUAUAUUUGGUUCCAAUAUCGUGUAACUCUUGUAAGUUUAAAUAAAGUUAUUUUGAUUCUA